Messenger RNA from Xylona heveae TC161, 564 nucleotides. RefSeq names its product adenine nucleotide alpha hydrolases-like protein. The annotation marks the transcript as partial. The record is from RefSeq and is a predicted model, not a curated record. NCBI's taxonomy places the organism in Eukaryota, Fungi, Ascomycota, Xylonomycetes, Xylonales, Xylonaceae. The transcript has 2 exons.
AUGAAUAUGGCGUCUCGUAGUACCUUUGAAAGCCGUGUCUCGUUCGACACAUUCGACAAUCGCGAUGCCAGUGAUUUCUCUUUAACGUUAAACUCCAAACAUCGGGACUACCACUACAGCCGACGCUCCCGGACGUUCCUUUGCGGUACAGAUUCUAAUGACUAUUCCGAGUUUGCUCUCGAGUGGCUCAUUGACGAACUGGUCGACGAUGGCGACGAGAUCGUAUGUCUUCGAGUGGUCGACAAGGAUUCAAAGAUUAGCAGCGAUGCCAGUGUCGAGGAGGGGCGAUACCGCAAGGAGGCUAGGAAAUUACUGAAUCAGAUCAUUGCAAAAAAUACAGAGGAAAAGGCAAUCAGUUUAGUGCUUGAGUUUUCCGUGGGAAAAGUACACGAUACUAUCCAGCGAAUGAUACGCAUCUACGAACCCGCAAUGCUCAUCGUUGGCACUCGGGGUCGUAGCCUUGGUGGCAUUCAAGGACUUCUGCCCGGCUCAGUUUCAAAAUACUGCUUACAACACUCACCCGUUCCAGUCAUUGUCGUUCGACCCUCAUCCAAGAGAGAAAAG